AUGCUCAGGCAGUACGCAAAAUUAUCGCUGACUCUUCCCUCUUCCAAACUCCUGUUUAUCAGGUUUCUUCGAAAGAGGAUGUCCACAACCUCCCUGAUCUUCCUUUUUCUGGUGCUUUCCCCAUAUGAGGCUAGUCUUUCCGUUGCAUUCCAAUCAAUUGUGUCGCCGCAAAAAACGAGCCAUAGACACCACCCAGGUAUCAAAAAUACACCUCCUUCAAAAUCAGCUGGACCAGGUUGGCGCAGAUCUGUCCCUCCUGGAAAUUUACUAAACACAGGCGUUACUACUCCUACUUUGCAGGGUGCUGCUUAUCGCCGAACUAAUGUCCCUUCUGCGCAACCUGUACAGGCUCGUGCUGCCCCCAAGAAUCAGGUGCCUCGAAAAGAAGUCUUACCACCUACUUUAGCAAACCGACCGACUCGACCCAUGGCCCCCUACAAACUAACGACUGAGUCUGGAGGCACUGUUGGUCCCUCCAUUCCCGCUUCCUCAUUUGGUUCUACGGAAAGUCGGCAAACUCCUACUUGCUCCUGGAAGAAUAAAUCCUCUGCUCCAGGCGCUAUAACCGGAUCGGUUGCCUCAACAGAAAAUGAUAAUCGGCCUGUAAAGCAACUACCGUCAUCACUAUUCACAAGUUCCCUUCCUCCUCCAAAAACGCCUCCUCUACCUCAAGCACCAAAAGUCACUUCGCCACAACUUUGCAGCCAAUCGCAGCCCUCUUCUGUGAAACCUGCCAAGCCUAAGACUACGCUCCCUGCUCCUCAAGCCGUGCCCGUUACCAAGGCCCAAAGCCAAAUACCCGGAUCGAGUCUAUCGUCAUCUAUAGGAUGGACUGCUGCAGAAAAAACUACAUCAUCUUCGUAUUCGGUUAACCCGCAUUCUCCACAGCCUGCUUCGCAGGCCAAGCAGAGCUCUCCCACGCCUUCCUCUGAACAACUAUCGGUAAUUUCACCAGCACAGCCUCUCCAAGAGAGAAUUUCUUCGAUGGAAACCAGCCAACCGACGGCAGGUCAACUUCCGAGCAGAUCGACUGCCAAAACCUCAGGUCAACAAAGUAGUGAGAAACCCGACUUGAUGGAGGAAUCAAAAAUCAUACUAUCUUCUCAUCACUAUGCGGAAGAUUCAAAGUCUAAUGAACCCUAUCUUACCACACCAGAGGAGCAGCCAAUGCUAAACAUGAUUCAGAGUGGAUCGACAGCGAGAUCGGGCAGUGGUACUCAUACUCCUGUCUUGUCAGAUGAUGCUCAAUCAAUAAAAUCUCCUAGUCUUGGGCCUGAAGAAGACUCAGCUUUUCCGCUCAAACAACUUGAUCAAGUCCCUGAAUUUCUUGCUAACCUGUCCGAAGAACAGGCUACACUUGAAGGUAAUGCAUCUCCAGUCUUGUCACUUGGUCAUCGUAUCAGCGAUAAUAGUCUGCGACCAACCUCGGAAAGCGAACUAAAUCCAGUUACUUCCUUUGGUCCAGGCUUGGCAGAAGAUGCUAUAAAAGCACCAGAAGCUGUGAUCAGUUCUCACGUUGUUUCCUUCGAAGACCAGCCUGUAAUCAGCUCAAGUGAAAUUCAUUCUGUCCCAUGCAGUGUAAGUAGUAAAGUCAGCAAUGGUCACAAAAGUGAGUUAUCGCUUCAGCUUCAGAUACAAAGCUCGAUAAAGCCUGGUCUAGAAGAUGAAUCAGUUUAUUUUUCAGUGCUAAACGAGCCACUUGUCACACAUUCGGUGAUAUUAUCCGAAGCUCUAUCCCCUGCUAUUCAUGAGGUAGGCAUUACGAUUUCCGUUUCACAUUCAUGCGGAGAAUUCUCCAGGCAUUCUUCUGCGAUUAUCACUUUUGGAUUAUCUAAUAAGCAGUCCGUUGAUGGGGCAACAUCCGAUAUUUUCGGCAUCAAGCGGGAUGUGUCUCCAUGGGGAACUUCUACUGCGGAACGUGUUAACUCCAAUCCACCAGAAGCGGUUUACAUCCUAAACGAAGAGCUCAGCAAAAAUAAAGUUUCUUUAUCUGUUUCCAUGACGGAAAAACCUCUAAAGGACUUAAUUAUUAGGGCGUCAUACUCAGAUUCAGAUGGAUCACAUUUAUUGAUGUUUACGGGCGAGCAGUUUGAAAGAAAAACUCAGGCUCCCGUUAUGGAGCUAUCGGAUAAAUGUUCCAAUCCUCUUAAUAUAGAAGAGACUGCGCAUGAUUCCUUGUUUAAUACUGCCAAAUUAUUUGCUUCAGCAACGUCGGAAGUGAAUAUGACUUGCAUUACUCCCAACUCAUUGAAUGAGGAUAAGCUUAAGGAUGAAGUCUGGUCGGCGACCUCAACUCAUGCUCCUGAACAAGCGUUUAGAAUAAAUCCUCCUGCUGACGGAUUGGUUCCUCAGGUUACUAGAUCAUCUGCAGAAAUGAGUUCGGAAGAGAGAAAUAUUAGAUCUUUUACGAGUAAUUCACCAGCAAUUUCACUGUCAGCUUCACCCGUACCUCACCAGUUUGUCCUAAGUAAAGAGAGUUCAAUCCUUGAAAGUGACCGACCCAUAAAUACAUUAUUUAUGCAUGUCAACUCCUUGAUUGAAGUGCAAUUGAAUGAAGAUACCGAGGCAGAUGAUUCAGCUCUUCGACGAGCCACUACUCCGGUUAUGCAUGCGCCAGUACAAGCAAUAAGAAUAGCUUCAUCCUAUGAAGUGACCGCAUCUAGAAUUCCCCGAUCCAGAUCUGCCAUGAGUGUGGAAGAUAUUACAUGUAGACACAUGACUCCGAUAUCUGCAUCAUUUUCACCUAUAGGCUCAUCACUUGCUCAAAAUGUUGCUUCUCUGGAAGAAUCUAUUCACUUAGAGCAGCUUUCGCAGCCAUUUUAUCCGCAGCUCAUAAAGGCCAACUCUUUGGUUGAUCUCGAGUUAAAGGAGAUUACCGAACCCAUAGAUUCUGAUAUCCGUAAGAGUAAAACACCUUCUACUCGAGUUCCUGAACAAACUUUUAGGGUUUCUUCUUCCGUAGAGUUAUUAUGUUCCCAGUUGUCUAAAUCCAGAUCAAGGCUAAGUCAAGAAGGCAACUCACAUGACCUAAUGACUCCGGUAACACUCUCGAUUUCCUCUCCACCAUCUCCAGACUCUGAACAACUUGCCAUAGUCAAAGACAAUUUCCCCAGUGAAUUGCCUAUAAAUAAGGAUAAUUUACUACAAAUGCGAUUCUGCUCCACAUUUGAAAUCAAACUGAAUGAAGAAUGUGAAAUUGAAGAAGAUUUAAUGGGUGGUGGUCUGGUUCUUCAUUCUCCGGAAGAGGCAUUUAAAAAUGUGCAUUCUAAAGGGAAAUAUGAGCCCAAAAUAACUCGCUCUCAGUCAGGAAUUAGUUUGGAGUUUGACACUUGUGAACGAAUGACUCCCAUACCAGUUUCAUUUUCAUCUCCAGUAUCUCAGUCAUCACACCAGGUUGCAUUCAUUAAAGAGACUCCUAGCGUAGAAAUGCCUGAACCAACCUCAAAUAUUUUGCAUAUGCGAAUCAGUUCAACCUUCGAAAUUAAGAUGACUGAAGAAUCUGAAUUUGGAGAAGACCCUAUUCAUUGGCACAGUGUAACAACUGCACAGAUUUUGGAUGAAGCUGCCGCAACAGACUGUUCUUAUUGUAAACCAGAUCUUAAAUUAAGUAGAUCUCAGUCUGCUUUAGUCUCAGAUCAAGUCUCUCGCGAACGAAUGUCGCCAAUUUCGCCGUUCAUUUCACCUCCAGCAUCGCCUACCACUCAGCAGCUCGCCUCGAUUAAAGAAAGCCCGAUUUUCGGAAGACAUGAAUCAGGCCUUAACGUGCGAACACUGCGAAUAACUUCGUCGAUAGAGGUCAUUUCAAACAGGGAUUCUGAAGUAUACGAAAGUGCUCAACAGACAACCGAACUUCCAUCUACCCAUGCCUCAGAACAGACAGUGAAAACAACAUAUUAUUCCGAAAAACCCGUAUCAUCUCUUUCGCAGCCCAACUCGAUGCCGAGUUCUAAGGAAGAAUCUGUAAAACCUUUCUUCUCCUGUUCGCCACCAACGUCACCUGUUAUGCCACUUAAUGAGUCACAAUCUGCCGACAAACUUAAUUUGCUCGCAGAUAGCGAGCCUUAUGAGAUGCCUAUUCUCGCGCUGAACACCGUCAUUCCUCAUGUCGUCACGUCGAUUAAAGUUAAGUUCAUUGAGGUGCCCGAGUCACAUGAAAUAUCUUUCAAAAGGGAACAACUAACUACUCACACCUCUGAACAAAUGAUUAAUCUGACUGAAGUAAUCGAUUUUCAGAUACCAUUGGCAAGGCCGCCCUUAAGUUCGUAUACACAAGGCUUGCAAUCUCCAUCUUCUCCUGAGGUACCUCCUGAAAGCGCAUCUCCAAAUGCAACUGCUGGCGUACCUCCAUUCACGAGCAGAGUGACUAUGUCAUCUGUUCCUGGAGGAAUAUUUACAUCUGUUAACUUUUCAUUUUAUCCUCAUCCCAAUCAAUCAUCUAUUGUUGAAGCUAUUCCUACUCGACCAGCCUCUCCAGAUUCGGCUUAUGCAGCAUCGGUUUCCCCUUUACCUCCGGUGUCCCCAAUAGCCCUUUCAACAUACCUGUCCAUCAAUCCAUCUUUGAGUCCUUCCGAAGCUCAUAUCAGCUCGCGUGUCUCUCCCUCUCCUAUUCAAUCCUGUCUAGGUAUAAAGGAGGCUAAUUUUACACCGUUAGAAAACUUGAAAUUUUCCGUCGAGAUGACGAUAGAAUUGCCUGUAACCACCCAAGACAACCUUAUAACCAACCAACCUGGAAUAAAUUUGUCAAGCCUGACCACUCGAAGCCAUCGUAUUAUCUUUCAAGUGCCCGCAUUAAUAAGUGCUGAUGAGAGUGUAAAAAAAAAAGCAUUCAUCUCUUUCCAGGACUGUUCAGAGAACGAGCUUGAGGUAACUAUGAGCUACGAGACUAUCCUAAGUUCUCCACGCGCCUUUUCGCCUACUAGGACCGAGAAUGAAACCUGUCAUCCAUACACAGAGCAAUUGCGCGCUCCCAUCUUGUGCCGUACUGAAAUAGAAUCACCUGCCCUAUAUAAGGAUUGCAGAAAUAUCAAUUCACCAACUGCCAAUUUGGAACCGCCUUCGGUCAGCAUUGCUACUCCACCUACCUCUGUGCUGCUGCACAUAUCAGAGAACGACAGCAGCGAGGUGAUCACACUUAACAUUGAGUUUAAGAACCCGCAAGACAUGCCUGAGCCAGACAUUACUUUGAAUAUAAUGAACAGUCCGAGUAGAACUUCCCGUUCUGAACAGGGGCAGACAGCAUCUCCUAUCACACAUCCUUUCACAGCAAGUUCCGUUCCUAGCCCUAUGCCUCUUUCCCCUUCACUGCGUGAUUCAGCAUCCGAGCUUUCGCCUCCACGCAUUUCAUCAUCACCUCCAGCCUCACCAUCUUUGACAUCUCCGCUACCACUACCACAUUCAUCGCCUUCACCUAGCCAUUCACAAUCAGCAUUCCCUCUUGCUGCCUCUCUUCUAACCGAUAACUGCCAGAAAGGGCCAAACAGACCCGGUGAUAGGGAACAACAGAAGCAAUUUCGCAUUUCACUGGACUCAAAUCAGCUACUCAACCUUACGACGGGACAAGUCUUGCGCCAACAAGAGGAUCUGCUCGCAACUUCCUCGGCUGGGCAUUCUCCACUUAAGACAUCUAGUCGUCAAAGUAGUUCGCUUGGCUCACACAUACACAGGUCAUGCUCUCCACAAUGUCAGCUAACUCCUACGUCAAGUGAAGAAGAUUUGAUUAGAUUGUCAUCAAGCAUUGUUAAAAAAGUUAUCCUUUACGGCAAACAGUUAGUGAUGCAGUCAUCCGAAAUUCCUAUCAGUCGGACCAAUACAUCGUUGAUGUCUGUUGGCAAUAUUGAUUCCGACAGAGAUCAUCUGGACCAAUCAAUGCUCGACGAAAGCUCAGAUAAUGACCAAUCCUCCGUGCACUCUAGCAACCCCCGAGAAUCCAUACCUAGCGUACCAACAGUCUCUGAUAUCAAUAUCCAUCUGAGUGCAGCCUGUUUCCGUCAUAAAACAACCAGUCAAGUUAGUGAAUUGGCUCCAGUUCAGGAACUCCAAGAUAUGCCUACUGUAGAGCUCGAGAAAGACCCCGACCUUCAGUUGCCUCCAAUAACACAACAGGCUGUCCCACGUCAACUAUCCCUCACCAGACCAGUGACUCCUCGCGAACAAAAUCUUCAAAACGAAACCGAGUCAGCUGAACCUCGGGCCAGGAUGAUAACUCGCAUUAAAAUGAUAAGCCGACGCAAGAAGCGUGUUCACUCAGCACCCUGCUCAAAUCAUGGAGAAGUCAUGACGAAAUACCGAAUCCGAUGCCAUCUGGAGGCUACAAGCGCUACUGAGGUGAAUGAUUUGAAUGAAGUGUUAAUUCAAAAGUCGGACUCUGAGCGCCUGACAGCAGCUGCUUAUCCCAUCCAUAUUUUGGAUGAGCCACAAUGCCAUACUCCUCAGGCUGACAUAUCUAGCUGUAACUCUGCUUACGAACACGAAGAACCGUCUUAUAACCUACCGAUAAAUGAAUCUUGCAGCAAUGCUUCCAGUUUUGAAAGUCUGAAUGCCUAUAGUAAACCUGAUACUAACAGAUGCUCUCCAUAUAUCACAAGAAUAUCUCGGAGCAUGCAAGCAUGCACAGAAGCCGAUCCUCAAAAAGUAUGUAAAGAGUACGCUGAAAUACCGUAUAGGCCACAACUUUAUUAUUCAGCUUGCAGAAAGACGACUUCUACACUAAAAAAAGUCACAAGUGGUGAAAGUACCACGAUUUCCGGAUUUGCUUUAACCUCCAGCCAUAUGUAUUUGGCUCCAAGAGGUGUUCCAAUAGCUGAGCUAUCUAACUCGGCAGAUUCUGUGUAUCAAAAGACACGACAGAAUGCAGCUAACCUUAAAUCAGCCGCAUCUGUAUUCAGAUCACGUUUAAGGCGAGCAGCUCAUUCGACAAAUCGGCAUUUGAUGAAAGCAAAAGGUUUCUUCUACCAGGUCCGCCACUUUUCUCAUUCCAGCCGAGGAGUGUGUUCUCAAGAUGCCACUGUCUCUGGCACUAACGAUACGAUUAGCAUGGACACCCAAAGAACUGCAGGCUACCAUGACCUCCGUGCACGGGCAUAUUCCAACUCAUUAAUAGGCUGCGGUAAUAAUGAAAAUCUAAUUUGUGAGUUUGACGAGCGAGUCCAUAAUGCUUCAGAAGAAGAAGUUGAUGAGCUCAAUAUUGAAAGCUAG
Molecule: messenger RNA, 7194 nt
Organism: Protopolystoma xenopodis
Lineage: Eukaryota; Metazoa; Platyhelminthes; Monogenea; Polystomatidea; Polystomatidae
Source: the annotation of a GenBank genome assembly